Molecule: messenger RNA, 6416 nt
Organism: Leptopilina boulardi
Lineage: Eukaryota; Metazoa; Arthropoda; Insecta; Hymenoptera; Figitidae
Exons: 8
Coding region: 96-6416 (2106 amino acids)
Source: RefSeq, a predicted model, not a curated record
UAACCACAUUUAUAUAUUAUCAAUUUUUUAUCAAUUUCUUUGAAUACAUUUUUAAUUUGACGUGUAUUUUCUCGAUGUUUACGAAAUGACGAGAUAUGCAAGGAAUAUUAUUAUUAUUAUUUAUAAUCAUAAUUACAAGCAAUGGAUCAGAAAAUUUUCAUCAUCAAAUUCAUCGGAGAGAAUUGGAAAAUAUUUUUCCAUUGGCAAAAAAUCGAAAUAUUUCACAAAUGUCAGACACUCAAAAUGAUACAAAAUUAGAAGAAAAUUUAAUUCAAGGUGUAAUGAAAAAAUAUCCAAUUUCCAAUGUGAAAUUUUUGAAGAAAAGAUUUAUAAAGAAAAAAAAUCGCAAACAACAAGAAAAAAAGACAAAAAUAAAAGAAAGGAAAAAGGAAAAUUUGAAAAAACAUUCUAAAAAGAGAAAAGGAAAUAAGAAAAAUGUUAAAAAGGGAAUUUUUUUUUCCAAAAACAAAAAUAAACGAAUUAAUGAAUCAACGAAAGGGAAAUUUAAAAGAUUAACUCAGCCAUUUAAUGCAGUUAUCGAUUAUUUAAAAAAUAAUCACUAUUCAAAAAUAUCUGAAAAUUUCAAUAAGAACAAAAAUUAUUAUCAUCAAAAGGGGAAAAAAAGACAAAGAUUCAAAAAUCAGAGAAAAAGAAGUACAAAGAAUUUGAGAAGAAAAAAAAGUAUUUCCUCUCAACGUGCCUGUGAAGUUGAAUGUCAAGAUAGAAAUUUUAAUUCAGAGACAUGUAAUUGUCAUAAUGAAAAACCAAUCGAUUUUGAGAAUCAAUUGAAAAUUUUAAAUAAAGGUGGCGAAAAAGUGGAAACUAAUAAUGAAAAAUCGGGAUUUUUAAAUGGAAUUCAACAAUUUUUAAAAUCCAAAGAAACAACAUUAAAUUCUUAUCAAUGUACAAAUUUAACAACAAUCACCGAUAAAUCAUUUAUUUCAAUUAACAAUAAUAAUAUUGUUACAAAAAAUAAUAUUAAUAAAAACAUUGAAAUUACUCAUGAAAAUAAUUUUCAAACAACCAGUGAAACUAUUUUUGAAAUUACCAGAGAUAUUAAUAAAGUUACAAAUGAAGCUAUUACUGAAGAUAAUGGUAAAAUUUUAUUGGAAACUACAAUUAAUGAAUCCUUCGUUGAAGCUACUGAAAAAAAUUCUAUUGAAUUCCCUACUGAAGAUAUUAAUUAUACCACUGAAGCUAUUACUGAAGCUAUUACUGAAUCUAUUACUGAAGCUAAUACUGAAGCUAAUACUGAAGCUAAUACUGAAGCUAAUACUGAAGCUAAUACUGAAGCUAAUACUGAAGCUAUUAGUGAAGUUACUAGUGAAGCUACUAGUGAAGCUAAUAUUGAAUUCACAACUGAAUCUGAUAGUGAAUCUAAUAUUCCAACUGCUAAUGAAAUUAAUAAAGAAAUUAAAUGUAAAUUAUUUACUGAAGAAAUAUUCCCUCAAACAGAUGAAAAUAUCAAUGAAGCUACUAGUGAUUCUAUUAUCGUAACUAAUAAUUUCCCUCCUUGUGAAUCGACUAUGAAAAUUGAAAAUGAAAUUAAUCAAUUAUCUAGAUUUAAAAAUAAAGAAAAAUUUUUUAAUUGUGAUAAUAAUAUGAAAAAUUUUAAUAUAAAUGAAGAUGAAAAUUCUUUUCGUCAAAUUGAAUCUUCAACUUUAGUGACAACAGAAGAAAAUAAUCCUUGUUUCACUACACCAAUUUUCUAUUUUUCCAAUCAAUUGUGUAAUAAUAAUAAUAACAAUAGGAAAGUAAAGAGAAAUAAAAGAGAAGAUUCUUCAACUGAAGAGUAUGAUUAUGAAAAAUAUAUCGAUGAAAGUUUACUAACAACUGAAAUGUAUCCAGAUUAUGAUGAAGAAGAGGAGAAUGUUUCUGAUAAUGAAGUUUUUCACGAUUAUUUGGAUGGUGAAGAUGAUAAUAAUUCAUCGUCAACCACCGAGAAAAUAACAUUAACUAGUGAAGAAAUUGUAAAAGCUCUUACAACAGCUGAAAGAAAAACUGAAGCUAAAACAACAAUUGAAGGUAAGACUUCAAAAAAUGCUGACCUUACAACUAAAACAAUGACUUCGAUUAAAGCUAAUACGGAAUCAAUUAUAAUUACACCUAAAAUAACAACUGAAACUAAAACUACAAAUAAUGUUAAAACAACAAUUGAAGCUUCAACUCCAAAAACUUCAACAAUUGAAUCUAUAUCAUCUAAUGAAGCUAAUAGUACAACUGAAGUGAGAACUUCAACUGAAAUUGCAAUCACAAUUAAAGCUAAGUCUUCUACUGAAGUUAAAAUUACAACUGAAUCUAUAACUUCAACUGGUACUAAAACCACAAAUGAUGGUAAGGCAUCUAGUGAAGCUAAUGUCAUAAUUGAAGCUGAAACUACGACUGUACCUACAAUUAAACCCGUAUCUUCUACCGAAGCUAAAAGUACAACAGUUAAAUCCACAAGUGAGACUAAAUCCAUAUCUGAGGGUACUGAAGAAACUAAUGAAUCUACUAAGGCAACUACUGAAGUUACUUCCUCUGAAGCUAAAAGUACAACUGUUAAAUCGACAACACAAUCCAUAUCUAAAGAUAUUGAAGAAACUAAUGCAUCUACUGAGACAACUGUUAAAGUUAGUUCCUCUGAAAUAACAACUGCAUCUGAUAUAACCGAAUCUAAUACAAUUGAUUCUGGAAUAACAAUUGAAACUAAAACUACAAGUGCUGCUAAAACAUCAACUGAAGCUAAAACUACAACUGAAGCUAUGGAUUCGAUUGAAACCAAAACCACAAAUGAUGUUAAGACUGAAAUUACCAACGCAAUUGAAUCUAUGUCUUCUACCGAAGCUAAAAGUACAACAGUUAAAUCCACAAGUGAAGCUAAAUCCAUAACUGAAGGUACUGAAAAAACUAAUGAAUCUGCUGAGACAACCACUGAAGUUACUUCCUCGGAAAUAACAACUACAUCAGAAUCUUCUACAACUGAAGCUACUAAUUUAGAAUCAUUAAAAACAGUUACUAUUUCAGAAACGACGUUUGAAGGUAAAGAUAAUACUACCGUAAUAAUGAUAAUAAGUCCCGUACCUACUGAAUUUACUCUACCUGCUAGUGAUACAACUACUGAAGAAAGAACAAUUAUCACAACUCUGAUAACAUCAAAUACUACUUCUUUUUUUGAAACCUCUCCUAUUGUUUCUGAAGAAAACACAAUACAAUCUACUUAUUUGGAUCAAAAUUCGAAAGAAACAACAGAGCAAUCUAAUUUUACUUCUGAAAUGGAGACUACAAUUUCAACAGAAAAAACAUCAGUUACUAGUUAUAAAUCAAUAGAAUCAGAAAUUUUACAAUCAGCAACAACUGAAGAAAUUACAUCAAGUACUGAGCAAAAAACAUCGUUAAUCAUAGAAGAAAAUUUGUCAUCAAAUUUAUUAUCAAGUACUGACGAAAUUAUUAAUACUAAGGAAAUUUCAACUACCGAAGAAAUAUCAAAUACUAAAGAAAUUUUAAGUUCUAAAAAAAUAUCAAAUACUAAAGGAAUAUAUGAAGAAAUCGCGAGUACUGAAAUAAAUACUGUAGGUACUUCGAGUACUGAAAAUAUGUCAAAUAGUAAAGAAACUCCAAUUAUUGAAGAAAUAUCAAGUACCUUGGAGAUUUCAAAUACUGAAGAAACACUAACUACUAAAGAAAUUUUGAGUAGUGAAAAAAUAGUCAAUUCUAAACCUAGUUCCAGUACUGAGGAAAAUGUGAAUUCUAAAGGAACCAUAGGUAGCGAAGAAAUAUCUACUACAGAAACUCAAAUUCUUGGAGAAUUGUCAAGUCCUAAAGAAAUACUCAGCACUGAAGAGUUAUUGAAUACUAAUGAAAUUUCAAUUACUGAAGAAAUAACAACAACUAUAAAAAAAUCAACUACUAAUGAAAUAUUAGGUACUGAAGAAAUAGCAAGUACUCAAGAACACUCAAGUUCGAAACAAACUUCUAAUAUCGAAGAAAUGUCAAGUACCUUAAGUAUUUCAAAUACUGAAGAAAUAUUAACUGUAGCACCUCUGGAAGAAGCAACAAAAUUUGAAAAACCACAAGAAUCAUCAACUUUCAAAUCUGAAGAAUUACUAAAAUCUAGUACUUUUUCAGGCAAUGAAAUCAUUGAAAAUACAUCUUCUGAAAUUUCACUGAGUUCCGAAAUAUCGACAUCAAAUUCUGAAGCUGAAAAUACCAAACAAUUGGAAAUUUCCACAUCAUCAACAUCAAUGAGUCAAACUACAGAAAUCACUUCAACUUCAUUUGAAGAGUCAACAAAAUCUUCCAAUGUUGAAGAAAUCAGUCAAUCUGAAACAACGAUUUCUAAUACAGCUUCAUUAUCUUCAUUAACAUCCGAUAAAACAUCUCAAGAAGAGAGUACGUCUGAAAUUCCAAGAAAAUUAGAAUCAACUUCUUUGGAAGAUGUCACUACAACUGUAAAAGAAAUUAAAGCGACAACUCAUGGAUCCACAGUUGAAGAAAUAACUGAAGGUUCAACUGACAAUGAAACAGAAGAUGUCGAAGAAGUUUUCGACGAAUCUAUUGAUAAAACUACGGAGAAUAAUGAUGAUGAUGAAGAAGAAGAGCUUGAAGAUAAUUUUGAAGGAGGAGGUUCUGGUUCAGGUGAUGAUUUCAGUGAUUAUGAAGAAACUUCUUCAGUGGCAACAACCGAAGCAGGAACGAAAGAAACUGAAACAACAAAAAAAGAAGAAAAAACAACUGCAAAUGAAGUUAUGAAAGAAAAAACAACAGUAGAGGAAGUCACAGGAGGAGUAUCAACGAAGACAACUGAAGAAAGCACUUUAAAUGAAGAUGAAGAGGAAAAUGAGCCAACAGUGAAAAAAACUAGUGAAGAACCAAGUAAAGGAAGUACUAAUGAAGAUGAAGAAGAAAAUGAGUCAAAUGAGAAAGAAACUAAUGAAGAAUCAAGUGAAGAAAGUACUAAUGCAGAUGAAGAAAAUGAGCCAAAUGAGAAAGAAACUAGUAAAGAACCAAAUGAAGAUGAAGAAGAAAAUGAACCAACAGAGAAAGAAACUAGUGAAGAACCAAAUGAAAAUGAAGAAGAAAAUCAACCAACAGAGAAAGAAACUAGUGAAGAACCAAAUGAAGAUGAAGAAGAAAAUCAACCAACAGAGAAAGAAACUAGUGAAGAACCAAAUGAAGAUGAAAAAGAAAAUGAGCCAAUAGAAAAAGAAACCAGUGAAGAAAGUACUAAUGAAGAUGAAGAAGAAAAUCAGCCAACAGAAAAAGAAACUAGUGAAGAACCAAGUGAAGGGAGCGCCAACGAAGAUGAAGAAAGAACUGAAAGUGAUAAAGAAACUACUGAAGAUGAUAUUAAAGAAGAAAUAUCAACAACAGAAACGGAAACAAAAGAAGAAACCACUUCUAAAAAUAGUUCCCAAGAAGAAACAACACAAGAAAUUACAUCUUCAAUUAAACCUAAAUGUUCUCCAAAUUCAAAAAAGAUAGCUGAAGAAAAAGCUAAAACACCAAAAAAUACAGAAGAAGAAAUAACAGAAUGUACAACAAAAGAAGACAAAACAACAACUUCUUCUUCUUCUUCUUCUAAAAAAUGUCCUCCAAAAUCAAAGAAAUUGACAAAAAAGAUUACCACUGAAAAAUCAACAACAAUAGAAGAAUCAUCAUCUUCUGAAUCUGAAUGCUUUCCAGAAUCAAUUUUUUCUUUUGACAUUACUACUUCAAAAACUAUUUUCGAAAAAUCAAACACCACACCUGAAUCAAAAUCAACUUCAAAAUAUUCACCUCUUGUAAAACCUAAAAUUUCUUCAGAAAUGAAAGUAACAUCAAGUGUUAUUGCAACAAAAGUAACUUCUGAUUCAAAACAAAUGUCAACUUCUUCUAAAAUUGGUGAAGAAAGAGUAACUAAAUCGACGUCUGCUCCGAAAAUAGAAUCAUCAUCAUCAUCAUCUGUUACUAAAACUCCUGAGAUUAUAGUUAUCAUUGAAGAAUCAACAGAAAAAAAAUACCAAACACCUUCAACGAUAGAUCAGGAAACUUCAAUUUUAACUGAAUUCACUCCUGAAUUUAGAACCUCAACAUUUGAAGAAGAGUCUACUGAUUUUUCUCAAAAUAUCCAAAAAGAAGAAUUUGAAACUCAAUUGAAGAAAAAUGAAGAAGAAUUAAAUGAUAAAAAUAAAGAGUUAAAUGCUAUGGAAAAUAUAAUAAGGGAUAAUAAAAAGAAAUUAAAAUUGGAGGACGAAGAAGAAAUAGAAAUUGAGGGAAUAAAAAAACUAGAUGAGAUAAGAAGAAAACAAAAAGAAUUAGAAAAGAAACAAUCGGAGCUACAUAAAAGAAUAAAAGAAAUAGAGAACGAAAUGAUGAAGAAAACUGCAAAAGAAGAAAUAAAUCUACAAAUUUUAACAACUAUUUCUUCUAAUUCAGAAUGCAUAAAAGAAGAUUAA